AUGGACGCUAAAGAACAGGUCAUUUCUCUUCCUCCUGUUCGAUUCUGGGGCCUAGAUCCUUUGUUUUGGACGCACAUUAAAAUGUUCGUUAAAGACGUUUACGAAUUACACGAAUGUGCUGAUUAUCGAGGUGAGGAAAUUAUUUUAUUGUUUUAUCUUAGAUCCUGCAUUGUCUCCCUGAGUGAUUUGAUGCCCCAAAAAACACCAUACCUUAGAAAGAAACAAACAGUGUUCUACGUUUGUUUCCAUUGUUUUUCAUUUGUUUUCUUUUUAUUACAAAGUGCAGUGUUGCCAGGCCAGUGGUCAGGCAUCAUCUUUUGUUUUAGGUUUCAGAUACUGUAUGACAAAUACAGCUGUCAACGGCGUCUCACGUACGACCAUGCCACAUAUAACUAAGUAUAUUCCCCGUGGUCAGAUACCCCUCUGCGACAUAAGUCUUUAACAUUUGUAUAUUGCCUAUGUUACUAGAAAAGGAAACCUGGUAAUCGAAUAAACACGACUCAUGAAUAGUCAGAGAGGGUGGAUAAACGCUGGUUUUAAAAUCACAUUUAUAGCAUUUUUUUCUCCAUUUUUAACCUAAAGGGAAAAAAUUUUCAAGAAAAGAUUGUUGCAAACUACUUUUUUUGUUUUUUUAAAAACCCUAUUCAUAUGUUGUUCAUUUAUUCUCCUUAUUCAUUCAUUCAUAUUAUUUUUGAUUGAAAUGUGCUUUGGGGGAAAUCUUUUUGUUCAAGGCUCAAGAAAGAUACUGUUGGAGACAAGUGAUAGAUUUCAUUCUCAGUACAUUCUACAACAAAAACUGACUUAAAACUUGUGUGAAACUGAAAAUCAAUUCAAAUGUGUUACAACAACAUAAGAAGAUAACUGUGAAUAGCCAAAAUGUUUUCAGAUUUUCCUUGUUACCCAGCAGCAUCUUGAUUUUGGUGCUAAACUCCAUACAAUUCUUGUUAUUAAUGUGAGUUUUAGGGUUUUGAAAUUUUUAUACCUAUUUAAAUUUUAUCUCUGGAUUCAUUUUUCCUUUGCAAAGCUCACCUAAUAAAAAUUAUUAUAUCAUAAAGAUUUACAAGAUUUUGUGGGUGAAAUAUACUAGAAUAUAACCUUCAUGUACAAGUACUCAUGGGUACACUCAAGUAGUUUGCAGUGGACUCUGGUGUUUCACUUUACCCUUGAACAACAAGUAAAACGUACAUGUAGUUUUGCACUAAAUGGAUAUACUCUAGCCACCCUGGCCCCAGGUAUUCAAAAGGUGGAUAAAAUAAUAACUAUCUAGUGGAUUAUAAUGCAGUAUUGUUGGCUUCUCUAAUACAUAUCCACUGGAUAGUGAUUUAUCCAAAGUUUGAACAGUCAGGCUCUGGAUGUUAUGGGUUGGAACAUUGGGCAUCCUACAAUAUUUUUCUUGGAGUACAACCUUGUGUGCUGUACUUCUAGCUCAUAUGCCUUUUUAUGGAGAGGUGAUAAAUGUUACUAAAACUAACCUUUUUAAAUUUAAAAAAUAUUUCUUAAAUUAUCAGGAAAAAAACAGGAAGUAGAAUUGAAGUAAAUAGAGUAGUUUUUACUCACCUAAAGUGUCUUGCUGUAAAAUCUGUUCUCACCUUAAAACUCGUAUUCAGCCUAGGUUAAUUCAGAAUUUUAAUUUCUUUGUUUGUAGAAAAACAAAGGAAUUAAAUUCUACGUAGCUCUUUAUUAUUCAUAACAGAUGAAGGAAAUUCUUGUUUGACCUGAGAGUGUUACUAGAAAUAAAUGUGACUAGAAUUUUAAUAUAUAUAUUCAAAUAUUUUGAUAAUAUUAUUGAAACUGUUACCUUUCCGUUUAGGAGUCUUUUGUUAUGCUAAUAACCACCCAGUCAUAAGGGUGGAAGUUCUUGGACAUAUUGUUAGCAUAGAUGAAAAGGAGAAACUAACUAGUUAUGGAGGUACAUUUAUUUUAUGACUUACUAUAAUUUUAGCAUGUGCAUUCUCAAUAUAUUCUUGACAUAUUUUCUGUCAUUUAAUCUGAAGAAAAUCUGUUGACAGUUGAUACCUAAAUAUCGUUGAUUAUCAUGACCUAGUAAUUUGUUAUUGGCAAGGUGAAACAAAAUGAAACAAAGCUGUGAAUUUAAUCCUUCACGUAAUCUUUCCAUAUUAUAGAAUAGAAUGAGGUCAAGUUUGUUGCUCUCCGGUUUAUGAAUAAACUACCCUGUCCAAUAAUCCAUGUCCCUCAAAAAUAGCUGCAAAAAAUAACCCACUACAGGGCUUACAACAAAGAUAACCAUAUUUCCUCAAACAAGUGCCUGACUUAUUUAAAAUUUUCGCUAAAAUUAUGGAGGGGCAUUUUGGAAGAGGCCAGGUGGUUUUUUAAGUUUUCCUUUCAACGAACGGUAAUUUUAUUGUGGCUAAUUCUUAAUACAAAAAAAAAAAAAAAACUGCAUCAUCCACAUUAACAUCAAGUCAAUAUUUAAAUGUCUCUUUUUUGUUAAAACAGUCACGUGGCUGGUAGUCAAGCAUACCAUACUUAUAUUGAUUAUCUCAUCAUCCUCAAGAUUGAUAUGCAGGUCUUUGCGUCCCUCUAACUUGUAUCCCUAUUAUUUUAAUAAAGUGAUGGAGAGGUGACUGGGGGAGGCUUACUUGAGAAGGGUGCUUAAUAUAAGUUUGAUAUUAUGGCGUAGGGGUUGGGUGCUUAUUUGGGGGAAGGCGCUUAUUCAAGGAAAUAUCAAUACAAAUCAUGCUAUUAUUUGUUUAUACUACUACCCACAAAAGGUUUUUUAAUUUUCACAAGUAGGUAUUUCAAAUUAAGCUGAAAUACCACUGCUCAAAGCCAAUCAAAUUGCAGAAAUUUCUCAUGUAGUAGUAUAUUGUUAAUUUGUAGUUGAUGAUGGCAGUGGAACAAUUUUGUGCUGUAAGUGGCACCCAGCUGCAUCAGAUCUGAAGAGCACCUGCAGUGGUAACAGGGAAUUGUACAAUCUAGGGCAACUGGUGACUGUACAAGGAAAGAUUUCUACAUUCAGAGAGCAAAGGCAACUUACUGUUGAUUUUAUCUGUAUCCAUUUCCUUAUUAAAGAUUAGUUUGUUACUUGUAAAUCUGAGGAAUCCUACAAUACCAUAAAUCCUCUAUUAAGCCCCCCAUCUCAAAUAAGCCUCAUCCCUCUAGUAAGCCACCCCUCCCCCUUUUCAGGGGAAGAAAGGUAAAAAGCUCCCCUCCCCUCUGCUAAAUAUUCUUCACUAAAAUACCUAUAGACUGUAUAAAUAAAUCACGGCUGUAAAACUUCGUGUGGACUGAUCCAGGAUGGCUUAUUUACCAACUGGAAGUUCAAAUUUGAUUCUGAUUUUAGGCUGCAUGACCUCCAACCUUCUUUUACUUGUCAUGAGCUCUUCUACUUUGUAUUCUAGUUCUUCAUGGAGAAUUGAUACCAGCGUCUUUUCCAAAUUAAAUAAGCCCCCUGUCUCUAUUAAGCCCCCCCCCUUCAAAUGGGCUUCAAAUAGAUAAGCCUCUGGGGGAUUAAUAGAGGAUCCCUGGCAUUAAAACAUUACAUAAACUCUUUCACUUGCUAUAGACAUGAGAAAAAGAAAGAAAUUUACAUUAUCAUUUCUCUCUUGCGAUUUUUACAUGUUAAACUUUUCUUUUUAAAAAUGUUUAGCCUUAACAAUAUUCAGAUGCAGAAUCAGACCCUAAUGUUGAAGUUUUGUUUUGGUUAGAAGCCAUCAAUCUUGGCAACAACAUUUACAGUAAAAAAUCCUUCACAAAUUCCCUCAAGAAUCCUCCUGCGGGAAUUGAUGAGUUGACAAAGGAAGAGGAACUGAAGAGGGCCAUUUUACAACAGAUUAAAGAGAAUAAAAUAGUGGCAUUCCAGUUUAGAACCUUGUGCCUAGACCCAGAUAUACAACAGAUAGCUUCUGAGGCUGUCAGCCAGAAAUCUACAGACCAGGUAUUCAUAUCCUCAAACUUAUCGAUAAGCCAAUAAGAGAAAAGAAAACUAAAUCACUACCGCUGUAAGUAGGACCUACGAAAAUGCAACUCAUAUCAUCGCGUGAUUUGCCUUAGGUGUUGUGACCAGGGAACAUAAAUGUCCUCUGAUUGAGAGCUUUUGCUUUCAAUUUCUUCCAUGAUCAUUAUUUUGGUUUAAAACAUUAUGUUUGACAAGGUGUUACAUUUUGUCCACACACCUCUAACUUAUUGUUAUAAAACAAAGAUAUGAUUUUCAAAUAUAUUAUUGCUUAAAUUGCAAUUUACCACUGCAAUGAUCGUAUCCUCAUUCAAAAAUUUAUAUUUCCGAAGUUCACAUCAUCUUGAUUCUACCUCUAACUUAGUUGUCUUGUUUGUUUAACCCACUUCUGUCCAAUUUUUUUUUUUAUUCCACUGAAACAAGUAUUUUUAUUCCAUGAUUCUUAUUCCUUUCAAAGCCCCAGGGUAAAAAGCUGGAUCGAUCGUAUGAGAUGAAGAAAGUUGUCAGGCAAGUGAUUAAAGAUCUUGAGAGAGCUGGAUUGGUGUAUUUUAAAGACUCACGAACAGAUCUUUACGAGGUAAAAUACUAAUCUUCACCUCACAAAACUAGCAUUAUUCAUAUGAAUUCUUACUUAUGUUAAAUCUGUUUCCUGAUGAUUUCUUUGGAUUGGUGGCUGGGCUUUCAGUUUAAAGGUUGAUUUUGUUCAUACCGUUUAAGAACAUUUCAGUUAUAUCCACUUGCUUCUCUGUGUCAGUAUUUGCAAAUCUUCAUCAGCAGCUGUUUUUAAAAAACAUUUGAAGACUUAUCUUUUAAAGAAACCUGUGACUUUUAACUUUUAUUUCUAGUACACGUAUUUACAUUUUAUAAAUAGGUAAAUACAUCUUCAGGUAUUUUUAGAUUUUUAACUUUUAUUUUGUGUAUAUGACUGUAUUUGAAAAUAUUUUUACGCUUUGUAAUGAAUUUAUCUCGCAAUUUUUAGCUUUUAGUUUUUAGGUUAGCAUAAUCAUUGUAAACCGCUAUGAAACAGUUUCUCAAUAGUGCUAUGUAGAUAAUAUUAUUAGUUGUUAUUAUUAUUAUUUACAGUUUCAGAUCAAACAUUUAACAUUCCUAUGCUGUCUGUUUAAUAUUUUUUUUUCUCAUCUAUUUAAUCGAUUAAGGAAUCCAUCUUUGGACUUUUCUCUACCAUUUAACCCGUUUAAACACUCUUAUUACUGACAACAACAGUUACUGACUAUUUUAAUUUGCUAGGUCAUUAGUCAUGAACAUAACCUGGGACCAGCCAUCAUAAAAGCCAUGAGGAAAGUUGCAGGUGAUUGAAAAUUCCAAAAAAAUAAUGUGAUGGUCAUACACUCAGGCAACCGAACUCUCCCUAAGACAGCAACCAUUGGGACCAGCGCUGAUGUGUCUGUCUUAGGGAGUAGUACAUCUUAUAGAGAGUCAACUAAAAAGAAUAAAGAAAGGCAGAGACCAACUCUAGGCAUCCAUUUUACUGAGAUGUCCCACUUAAAGAGGUGUCUGUUAAGAAAGAGUUGACCGUACUUUAACAGUAACAGCAUGCAAAGAAAGUCAUGUCCCAUAGCCCGGGGUUAGUGGAUUUUAAGAUUGGGGUAGUUAUUUUUAUUCUUAAUUUGCCCGAUGGGCAAGUGAAUUUUUUUACGGAAUUCAAAUCACAAAAGAACUGUUAUCAACCCUGCUCAUCAACAGGCUAGUUGAAAUGACUAAACCAACAUACAUUUACAGCAACUCUACCCCAAAUGAUGAAGAAUGCAAAAUCUAAAAUAACAAAUCAACCUUAUAUGAACUAAAAUAAUAAUUACAACCUUUUAGAAAAUAUUGAUCCCGCUAAUUUAAGUUUUAAAAUAUGUUCAUGUAAUUUGUAAUUGUAAGAAAAGCAAAAACAGUAGAGUUUGAAAAAAUAAUCCAGUUUCAAAAAAUGAAACUGAUUUGAAAAUUGAACCACAACAUAUACAUAUCUUAUUGAUCCUUGCCCACAAAAUAGCCUAGCUAAAAAAAAGAAAAGUGAAAAAAACAAUUAGGGUUGAAAUAGUCAUGACAAUAAGGAAAAACAGAUACACAAACAUCAACUUUUGAGUUGUUUGCUUUUCCAGACUUAAUUAUAAGAUUAUUUCAACCCAAAAUUCACUCACUCAGAACGCACGUUAACUCGCUCAGAGCACACUUAAAUUAUUGGCACCCUGGAUUUCCCAGAUGCAUCCAACCCUACAGUUACCAUAAAUCCUCUAUUAAAUCCCCUCUUUCAAAUAAGCGCCCACAUUGUUUUUAGAGAAGAGUGUUGCCAGUAUAAUUAUCAGUCAGUUUUUCAGAUAAUCAGUGAGUCAGCCAAACAGAAAUCAAUGGUACGUCCACUAAUGUCUUCUAACUUGCUUUUUGUUAUGUUUAGCCCCAUCAGGUUCACCAGUGUCCAAAUGGGCCAUCAUGGAUGUUCUUCAUUCUUCUCACAAGUUUCAUCAUGUGACAUUGCAUCAAAUAGAAGACUCGCUUGAUAAACUCUUACAGGGCAGUGAUAUUUACAGACACAGUGAACAUCAAUACUGUUUAGUAUGA
Molecule: messenger RNA, 6481 nt
Organism: Porites evermanni
Lineage: Eukaryota; Metazoa; Cnidaria; Anthozoa; Scleractinia; Poritidae
Source: the annotation of a GenBank genome assembly